ACAAAACUAUUGUCUCUCGCUGGCAGAGUAGCCCACGUUUGCGAGCUCUUUCUUCUUUCUUUCUUUCUUUUUUUUUUUCUAGCUCUGGCCAAUCACGCGGCGAUACAUACUCGCGCGCAAGCAAGCCCGCUCUGGUGAUCAGCGGCCGAGCGCGGUAAGCUCGAGUGGUCAACCUCCUCGCCUAGCUCCCAGCCACCGCCACCCAUGCCGGCCGGCGCCACGGUAGCGGCCGUCGCGCCGCCUCGGCCGCUCCCCGUCCGCGCGGCGCGGCGCAGGCGGGCCCCGACGCGGUGUCUCGCGUCCGCCGAGACCGGAGCGCCGUGGCCGCGCGGCGCGGCGUCGCUGGAGGCAAGGAAAAGAGGGGUGAGGGAGUACGUUGAGGCGGCGCGGGAGAUGGCGUGGCGGCGGGGCGGCGGGCCGCCGCGGUGGUUCUCGCCGCUCGAGUGUGCCGGCGGCGGGCGCGUCCCCGGCGCGCCCACGCUGCUCUACCUGCCCGGAAUUGACGGAGUUGGUUUAGGACUUAUCCGACACCAUGAGAGUUUGGCAAAGAUGUUUGAGUUGUGGUGCUUGCAUAUACCAGUUGAAGAUCGCACGCCCUUCGAAGGACUAGUUGAGUAUGUGGAGAGGACGGUGAAAUCAGAGAGCUCAUGGGCACCAGACAGACCAGUCUAUCUUGUUGGAGAGUCAGUAGGAGCAUGCAUUGCUCUAGCCGUGGCAGCGCGAAACCCAGACAUUGAUCUGGUACUGAUCCUAGUCAACCCAGGGACAUCAUUCCAUAAGUCACAGCUGCAGACUUUCUCAGCCUUCUUGGAUUUGGUCCCUGAACCCUUCCACUUGACCACUCCACAGCUGCUAAAUUUUCUGACAGGAAACUUUCUGAAGAUGCCAUCAAAUGUUGUUGGACGUGGUCUUUCUCUUGAAGAAGCUGGUCAGACAUUAUCAGAGAUCACCUCCAGUUUGUUGCCUACCCUUAUGUUUUUGGUUGAUAUUUUGACCAAGGAAUCUAUUGUUUGGAAGUUGAAAAUGUUGAGAACAGCAUCAUCAUUUGUCAAUUCCCGUUUACAUGCAGUCAAAGCCCAGACUUUGGUACUUGCCAGUGGAAAUGAUGAACUGCUGCCAAGCAGCGAAGAGGCUGAGCGGCUACGUGGCACUCUAGAGAAAUGCAGAACACGUCUUUUCAGAGAUAAUGGCCACAAAAUCUUACUGGAAGCUGAAUUUGAUCUCGCGACAACCAUCAAAGGAGCUGGGUACUAUCGCCGCUCCAGGAAGACGGACUUCGUUUCGGACUAUUUACCGCCAACUCCUGAUGAGCUCCAACAGGUUAUCAAUCGCUACAGGAUCCUAAACUUUGUCACCGACCCAGUGAUGCUAUCAACACUGCCUGAUGGGAAGAUAGUGAGGGGCCUGGCAGGGCUGCCAAGGGAGGGUCCUGCCGUGCUGGUUGGGUACCACAUGCUCCUGGGGUUUGAGCUUGGACCCAUGGUCACAGGGGUGCUGAGCAGUACAGGAAUCCACAUCCGGGGCCUGGCUCACCCCUUCAUGUUCGACAAGAACACCGAGCGGCUCAUGCCGGACCCAGCGCACUUUGAUCUGCACCGGAUCAUGGGCAUUGUGCCGGUCACGGGGACCAAUUUUUACAAGCUCCUGGCAGAGAAGCAGUUUGUGCUCCUGUACCCAGGAGGCGCCCGGGAAGCGCUUCACAGGAAGGGAGAGGAGUACAAGUUGUUCUGGCCUGAGCAGCCUGAAUUCGUGAGAAUGGCAUCAAGGUUUGGAGCAACAAUCAUACCAUUUGGAGUAGUUGGAGAAGAUGAUAUAUGCGAUUUGUUGUUAGACUACAAUGAUCUUCUGAAGCUUCCCUUCUAUGACAUCCUCGAUAAGGCGCUAAAUCAAGAUGGCCUGAAGCUAAGGACUGAUUCGACGGGGGAGCUAAAAGAUCAAGGAAUGCACCCCAUAGCGGUUGCGCCAAAGGUACCAGGGAGGUUUUAUUUCAUCUUUGGAAAGCCUAUUGAAACAAGAGGGAGAGAGGAGCUAAGGGGCAAAGAGAAGGCACGUGACCUCUAUUUGCAUGUCAAAUCUGAAGUGGAGACCUGCAUCAGCUAUCUGAAGGAGAAAAGAGAAGAGGACCCCUACAGGAGUAUACUGCCCAGGCUUCUCUAUCAGGCAGUUCAUGGUCCCAAUGCAGAAGUACCCACAUUUGAACCAUGAGAUGCUCACUUCGAGAAUACCAUUAGUUAGAAUCCACAUCAAAUGUUUAUAUUAUUCUUAUAUUGUUUUUAUUUACAAAAUUGUUUGUUACCAUCACCCUCAAAAGAAUUCUGUUCACCGAUUUUCUUGUAGUUUAUUUAUACCAUGGAGGUCAAUAAAAUUCAGUUCAUAAUUGUAAA
Phragmites australis (common reed) is the source of this 2384-nucleotide messenger RNA. RefSeq names its product phytyl ester synthase 1, chloroplastic-like. NCBI's taxonomy places the organism in Eukaryota, Viridiplantae, Streptophyta, Magnoliopsida, Poales, Poaceae. The record is from RefSeq and is a predicted model, not a curated record. Gene Ontology annotation, cellular component: membrane. Bases 205 to 2205 code for a protein of 666 amino acids. The transcript is spliced from 14 exons.